AUGCCCCAGACUAUAAGAAAUAUUGAAGACAAGUUCCACGUCACACAGGGUACGCCCAAAGAGGUGGACACAACGCACGAGAACGGCAUGCGGAUUACGCUUCAUAUCUGCCCCGAAUGCGGCACGAUGAUUUACAAGGAGGGCGACUCGGAUGACUUGAAGGGAAUGGCUAUCGUGCAAGCGGGCACACUCGACGAGGGAUUACAGGGAGCAGGCCCGGAUGCCGAGUUGUGGAUUAAGCAUCGGCCGGAGUGGUUGGGGGAGCUGAAGGGAGUUGGGCAGGCUAUGGAGUUCCAGUGA
This is a messenger RNA of Coniosporium apollinis CBS 100218, 300 nucleotides long. RefSeq lists its product as uncharacterized. Bases 1 to 300 code for a protein of 99 amino acids. The record is from RefSeq and is a predicted model, not a curated record. Gene Ontology annotation, molecular function: carbon-sulfur lyase activity. NCBI's taxonomy places the organism in Eukaryota, Fungi, Ascomycota, Dothideomycetes. The transcript has 2 exons.